Molecule: messenger RNA, 2044 nt
Organism: Durusdinium trenchii
Lineage: Eukaryota; Dinophyceae; Suessiales; Symbiodiniaceae
Source: the annotation of a GenBank genome assembly
GUUGCUCGGCAACACUUGUUUUUUAUUAGACAGAUUUCCUUCACUCGCGUCGCCCUCUUGUGGCCGAAGGCACUGACACGGUGAUGAUUUUAGACAGCAGUGAAGAGGAGGACGAGCAAGAGGCCGAAGAGGAGGAGCCGAUCGACUUUGCCGCGGAAGCAGCCAAGACGGCCGCCAGGUCCUUGGCCCGGUCUGCCUCGCAGACCUACACGAAGACGUUGCUUCCCCGAUGCAUUGAGGCAUCUUCAGAUCCUGAGCUACAAGCCCAACAGCUGAAAGCGCUAGAAGCCCAUGCAGAUCGGCAUCCAGAGAUGGCCAGAGCGAAACCAGCCCAGCCUCCGCCUGCUCCGCCUGAUUCCUCUCCUCAUUCGGAAGAGGUCAGCCACAACCCUUCACCCAAGUCGCACAUCAGCCCCAAGUCAGCGCACACUUCACCCAAGUCAGCCAUCAGCAUUUCACCUGCCAGCCCAAGUUCCAAUGCUCCGGACAGUCCGAGCGAGCGACCCAAGAAAGCCGCCCAGCGUGGGACGUCCAUGAAGACCACUGAGAAGCGCGAGAAGUCAACGACUUCGCCCAAGUCUUCCAAGGUUCAGGGUGCAGACAAGGGCAUCUCUCCCGCCAAGACACCAAAGGUAAAGAAGGUGGCUCCCAAGAAAGAGGCACAAAAGCCAGUGCCAGUGGCAUCCCAAGAUGCUGCAGGCGAGACCUCGGAUGAGGCCCUGGUGCGAACCGAGACGACUCUGAUGAUCCGCUCAUCCCCCAAGGCAACCUUCAAUUCCUCCUCCUUGACGCGUUUGCCCUCUGGAACCUGGCGAGGUCCGGUGGAAAGCAGCGGCAACGACCGGGAGAUGUUUCUGCGCUCGUUGUCGAAACACGAGUCCAUGCCGCUGAUCACCUUCAGACCACGACGUGGCAAGGACCUCUGGGUGACGAAUGUCAGCAACCCUGCGCCAGACACAUAUCCUUGCCUGGAUGAGCGGUUGAGGUGCACUAGCAAGUAUGAGGCGCCCCGGCAAGUCUCUUUUGGCUUCAGCCGGAAGGGCAGCCGUUGGCCUGCGAACGCCGAACAAAAGCCGGGACCAGGUGCGCACUCUUUGGUCAACUUUGAAAGGUUCAAGUUCGCCGACCCAGUACGGCACAGCUUUGGCGGUGCUCCACGCUGCCGACCCAACCCCAUCAGGGAUAGCGGCCCGGGCCCAGGGGCCUAUGGCAUUCAGAAGUCUGCUGAUGAGGAGGGGCCUGCAGUGACCAUGACCGGCAAGUUCCGGAAGCGUGGGGUGUUGAACUAUGACGACCCAGGCCCCGGCGCCUAUGAUCCUUCAGACGUGCUGUGUGCUCCCACGCAGCCUUCGGUGGGAUUUGCCACGGCAUUGCGUCAGGAUUUCUAUCCCAAGGAGGACAAAGGCAUCCCUGCGCCAGGAACCUAUGUCACCAAACCCAUGCCCGUGGGUAGUGAAAAUUUGGCCUUCUCCAUGUCGGGCAAGUGGAGGAAGAACGACCUCACGGCACACCUGUAUGCAGGGCCCGGCCCUGGCUUUUACAAUCACGGCAGCAGCUUUGGAUAUCGCAGCACUUGGCAGCCCAAGCCACCGAAGCCACCACCCAUCAUUGCACCUCCACCCAUGAAGCCGCAGAGCGAGUCAGUCGGGGAGGCAAUGGAAGUGGUGAAGGCAGCAUGAGAUGCAGCACUCUGGCAUGUGAGCGAAUCUUUCUGUCUGGUAUAUAGCAGUUCUUAUUUGCUGCUAUCAGCCAGUGAAGCCGUGAAGCCUUGAGACAUGUUUGGUAAGCUUAUAAAUACGAGCCAUGCAGUUUGCUUGCAUGCUUGGACAGAUCAGACAAGCCCAAGAAAGCAACGAAAUCUGACUGACCCAGAGAGAAGCUAGACUGCGAUCCAAGUUCAUCGCAGUACUCAGAAUCAGCGUUAAUGAUUGCUCCACACCUCAAAAUGAGAUGCGAAAGGAGUUCUUCAGUUUCACGGAGUGUUGGCUGAAUGAAGUCUGGAAUGAGCUACUCGACUGGAUGCUGAUGCGACACUGUAAGUGGG